Rhizoctonia solani is the source of this 2181-nucleotide messenger RNA. RefSeq names its product Retrotransposable element Tf2 protein. Bases 1 to 2181 code for a protein of 726 amino acids. NCBI's taxonomy places the organism in Eukaryota, Fungi, Basidiomycota, Agaricomycetes, Cantharellales, Ceratobasidiaceae. The transcript has 2 exons. The record is from RefSeq and is a predicted model, not a curated record.
AUGCAUGAGGCCAACUGCGGAUUGGGGUUCUUAUUGGUUAUGGACACUGCUAUCUUGGGAUUGAAAUGGUUAGAUGCCCAUAAUCCAGAGAUUGAUUGGAAUCAACGCACCCUCUCCUUUCCCCAUGCACCACCAGAACAUGUAGCCAUUGCUGAAGAGGAGGAAGCUGAUCAAAACCCCCUUGAAGGAGUCCCUCCCAAAUACCAUCAAUACGCCAAGGUAUUUGGAGAGGAAGAGUUCAACAAGCUUCCCCCGCACCGGCAUUAUGACAUUGGGAUUGAGCUAACAGAAGAAGGCCCCUUGAACUCUCUGCUAUAUAGCAUGACUGACGCCAAAUCCGCCACGCUCAAAGAUUGGCUCAGGGAUGAACUCAAGGCAGGCAAGAUCCGUCCCAGUAAAUCUUCUAUCAGUUCCCCUGUAAUGUUUGUACCCAAGAAGGAUGGUUCCCGCCAUUUGGUUGUUGAUUAUUGCUGCCUUAACAACCGCACCAAGAAGAACAUCUACCUGCUUCCCUGUCCAGACAACCUCAUGGCCCAGCUUUGCGGUGCCAAGGUCUUUACUAAGCUAGACUUACGUUGGGGCUACAACAACGUACGGGUAAAAGAAGGUGACAAAUGGAAGACCGCAUUCCAAACUACUUAUGGCCUCUACAAAUCCCUGGUUAUGACCUUUGGCUUAACAAACGCCCCUGCCGCCUUUCAGCAUUUCAUGAACAAGCUAUUCAAGGAUUUGCUAGAUGUAUGCGUCAUCAUCUACCUUGAUGACAUCCUGAUAUACUCUAAGGAUGACGCAUCACACACGCAACACGUUCACAAGGUCCUGAAGCAACUAAUGGAGAACCAACUGUUCUGCAAGGCGUCCAAGUGCACAUUCCACGUUACCUCUGUGGAAUACCUGGGAAUCAUUGUCUCAGAUAAGGGUUUCAGCCUGGAUAAGCUCAAAAUCCAGGCGGUACAAGAAUGGCCGGUACCCACUAAGGUCAAAGAAGUCCAAUUGUUUCUAGGAUUUGCUAACUUCCUUUGUUGUUUUGUCGCCAACUUUAGCCACAUGGCUAGGCCGUUACAUAACCUAGUCAAGAAAGACACGCUGUGGAAGUGGGACACCAAGGAACAAGAAGCCUUCCAAGGAUUAAAGGUUGCCAUCACCAACGCCCCGGUUCUUUGCCACGCCGAUCCAUCCAGACCCUACUUCCUGGAAACAGAUGCCUCCGGCGCAGCUCUAGGCUCCAUACUCAGUCAACAACAGGAAGAUGGCCACUUGCACCCACUAGGGUUCCUAUCAGAGUCCUUCAAAGGUGCCAAACAGAACUACAACACCCACAAUAAGGAACUCCUUGCAAUCAUACAUUCCUUUGAGUACUGGCGGAUCUUCUUAGAAGGAACCAAGCACCCAAUCACCGUGUUUACCAACCACCGCAACCUAGAAUACUGGAAGGAAUCCCGCACAUUCAACCAACGCCACGCACAAUGGCACUUACUCCUUGCCGGGUAUAACUUCCAAAUUGUAUACAGGCCAGGUAAACAAUUGGGAAAACCAGAUGCCUUGUCACAACAAUUGGAUCACGCAGACAUCCCACCAGAACCCCAGUCUAUGUUGCCAGAUCCAGUGUUUGCCAACAUUGCCUUAGUUACACCGGAGAAAGAACUACAACGCCAGAUUGAGUCAUCCUUGGACCAGGACAAAUCACUGCAGGAAAUCCUCCAGUUCCUACAAAGCAAGUCCAAAGCACCCCCUUCCAUCAAACGUGCGUUCAAGGAUUACAAGAUGGAGGCUGGCCUACUUUUCUACCAAGGACGGAUUGUAGUCCCUGACGUUGGAACACUAAGGACGGACCUACUCUGCAUCUUCCACAACAGUCCCUUGGCAGGACACCCGGGAAGACAGUGUACCCUGGAGUUGGUAUCAAGAAGCUAUUAUUGGCCUGGCAUCCAAGCUGACACCUACUGGCAUGUGGAUUCCUGCAAAACUUGUCAACAAAUCAGGAAGCCCAAAUACGCGUCCAUUCCCCUUCAGCCUCUUGAACUCCCCGUCAGACCCUGGCAGCACGUGUCUUACAACAUGAUAGUAGACCUCCCUAAGGACAGAAGCAACAACUCUAUCCUAGUAAUUAUUGACAGCUUCACAAAGUACGUGUUGUGCACCACUGUAAGGUGGGCCCACGCUGGUGGAAUGGGCACUUAA